AAUGGAUUAUAACUUAGAAAUAAAGUCGCGACUGUGACGUCAAAAAAAAAAGAAAAAAAAAAGUCGCGACUGUGAGAGAGUUGGUGAACUUAUUACGGGUAUUUAUUGUCUGUAUGACUGAUGAGCCAACGCUAAACAGAUCGUGACAGUUUUUUUUUUGGCUUCUUUAGUCGUUCUGAUUAUCGAGUGUGGUGUUCAAAAAAAGAAAAGAUUAUUGAGUGUUCACAUUGGCAUGCUACGUUAUAUAUUAAAAUGCAAAUGUGUUUAUUAUAUUCACACUUGUGUCAGGGUCAAAUAAAUCGGAAGCGUAUGCUGAACGAAUCAAAUGGAUUUCUGUGACCGGAAAAUGAGAUGAGUGGAAGAAUAAUUAACUUUAUAUUUCCUUUUCUUGUUUGACGAAUAAUUAGAUGUUUAUUUGGAUACACUACUUUUUUCUUUGUUUUAUUAUUCCCUACUAUUAAAAAAUGAACUCUCUUCUCUUCUCAUCAUUGUACAUCUUCUUUUAUCUGCUUUGAACCUGUUCCUCCACAGAUCUUUUCCAGCUCACCUUAUGGAUUUUUCUUCACUAAAAGGCUUUGAGCUGGGGAAGCUUGUGUUGAGCUCUGGUCUCUUACACAGAUCAUGGAAUAAGAUCUCAGAGUUACGUGCAUCAAGAGCCCAUCAGGUUCAAACUCCAGGUCUAGGAAUCAAGAUUUUCCAAGAAACCAAAUACACGGUUGUUGUUUUUGUCGCACCACCGAUAAACAUAACCUGCCCAUUAAACUCUGCUUCAACACUUCUUUCUGGGACGCAAGAUCAAAACCCUUAUCAUUUCCUCUGCUCCGAGAAGAUCUCCUCCUUCUCUCUUCACACCCCUGCUUUUCAGCUCUUUGUCUCUGCCUACAAUAACAAUCUCCUCCACCUCAAAUCAAAGUUGCUUGAUUUGCUUGAGUCAAAGGAACAUGUGAUCAUUACCGGAGCUGCAUUAGGAGGAUCGGUCGCAUCUCUCUUUACACUAUGGCUUCUAGAAACAGUCGAGCCAACUCUAAAACGUCCACUGUGCAUCACAUUUGGCUCACCUCUAAUCGGAGACGCUAAGCUACAACAGAUUCUUGAAAACUCCUUGAGAAACUCAUGUUUCCUCCACGUGGCUUAUGCUUCACAAACUCCCAUCAACACAGACUUCAAGCCUUUCGGAACGUUCUUGAUUUGUUUCGACUCGGAAUGUAUAUCCAUCGAUGACCCUGAAGCCGUCAUGGAGCUAUUAGGCGGUACUAAUACGGACCAAGUAGUAGGUUUGAUAGACUACGGCGAAGUUCUUGAUCGUUUGGAUCAAACGGUGAUGGAGGAUUCAAGAUUGAGGAUAGACGACGUUAUAACGCGAAUGGAGGAACGUGCUGAGAAGAAGAAGCUGCGUUACGACCAGCUCAAGAAACUAAACGACAUCAAAAUAUCAAUGAUAUAUAUAGAAUGGUACAAAAAGAAAAGCAAGAUGGAGAAAACCGGUUACUACGACCGGUUUAAGACGCAUCUCGCGUCUAGUGUUUCACCCUUCGACAUAGAUAUCGAGAAGCGAAAAAAAGAGGUCAACGAUUACUGGAGAUCAUUGGUUGAAGAAGUAGAGAAGAAGCCUCAGAGUGAAAAGUCUCUCCUCAAGACAAGGUCUCUAUUCUCCGGGAACAACUACAGACGCAUGGUCGAGCCGCUAGACAUUGCUGAGUAUUACCAUAAUGGUGGGAGAGAGUACAUAACCUCUGGGAGGUCGAGACACUAUGUUAUGCUGGAGAAGUGGUUUAAGGAGGAAAAGAUAGAACCGGUUAGAUGCGUGAAGAGGGAUUUGAGUGAUCUUUUAACGUUUGAUUCUUGUUUCUGGUCUGAAGUUGAGGAAGCUUUGAUGGUGAUCAAGUCGUUGAAAAGACAAGACGGUGAGAGAGAGGUGUUGUUGAGGAAGCUCGUGAGGUUUGAAGAGUACGUGUGGGAGAUGAUUAGAAAACGUGAGGUUUCGCCGGAGAUUUUCUUGGAGAAGAGCAGUUUCAUGAAGUGGUGGAAAGAGUACAAAGAGAUCAUCAAAGGCUUUGAUUCUUCUGACUUCACCAAGUUUAUGAACACUAGGAUGUAUGAGAGUUAUGGUCAAGCCUGCGGAAGAUUAAUGAUUAACAUUUAACUCUUUAAACGGUUAGUUGAUGAUCUGAUUAUUAGUGUUUUAUGGUGUUAAUAACAUUUAGUAAGCAAACAUUUAUUUAAUUUCAUAAUAGCAAAAACA
Brassica rapa (field mustard) is the source of this 2242-nucleotide messenger RNA. Its product is annotated as senescence-associated carboxylesterase 101. Gene Ontology annotation, molecular function: carboxylic ester hydrolase activity. The record is from RefSeq and is a predicted model, not a curated record. Gene Ontology annotation, biological process: defense response; lipid metabolic process. NCBI's taxonomy places the organism in Eukaryota, Viridiplantae, Streptophyta, Magnoliopsida, Brassicales, Brassicaceae.